AAAAAAAGGGAUUUAAUGGGUUUUUGUAGAAUCCUACGGAAAAUUGCAAUCCUCACACUUAAAAAAUCAAAUAUAAACAAAAAAUAAGAAAGGCAGAGGCAAAUUACAGAGGCAGUGAAGAAUUUUUGUGAUAUCAAAAUUCUCUCAAAUCCCAAGAUAGUUUGCUCAGGAAAUCAGUUCACGCAUCAGCAAACAUGAGAUUCAGGAAAGGAAGCAAAGUGGAAGUGCUAAGCAAGAAGGAGGUGCCUUCAGGCUCGUGGCGUUCGGCUGAGAUUAUGUCUGGCAGUGGUCACUAUUAUACUGUUAGAUAUGAUAAAUUCGAGGGUGGGAGUAAUCAAACUGUUGUCGAGAGGGUAUCUCGUAAGGCUAUCAGGCCUUGUCCGCCUUCUCUGGAAGUUUUAGAGAAUUGGAUCCCUGGCGAUGUUGUGGAGGUAUUCAAUGAUUGUUCUUGGAAAAUGGCUACGAUUUCUGAGGUUUUGGGGAAGAACAACUAUUUGGUUAGGUUACUUGGUUCUUCUAGUGAAUUCAAGGUCUGCAAAUUCGACAUUCGGGCAAGAAGAUCAUGGCAAGAUGACAAAUGGGUUUUGAUGCACAAGAGGUCUGGCAAUCGUGGCGAUGAUAGCAAAGAAGAUGCGAAUGCAAGUCCUAGAUUUUAUGGUCUGAGCUCCCAAAUUCAGAAAUUCCAAAAUGUUCCCAACUUAGACACUUGGAGAAGGGGAUCAAACUAUGAGUGUUCUCAAGCUGAAACAAUGGGUAGAGCUGGCUUGAAAUGUAGAACGUUGAAGAAGAAGCAAAGGUAUCAUAAAGUUGUUGCUCGAAAUCCAUCCACGUUGCACGAGCAUGUAAAAUCACUAGUUAUCCAAAGAGGUAUGCUGGGGGGAAACAUUGGAGAUGCUUUGGAUAGAACCAUCAUUUCUGAAAUGAAUUGUGAUAGGAAGAAACAAAUGGGCGUAGCUUACCAUUCUUUUGCAGAAAACUUUGAACUAAAUGAUGCUGAUAGAGCUACAUGCUCUGUUGGUAGUUGCAGUGUCUCUAACAGCGAUCACCGUGGGUUACGUUGUCGAGUUUCUAUUGGCCACAAUGAAGACACAGAUGGUUCUACGGGUGAUGCCGAAUCUUUUUGUCAUUUGGGAUACAGAACUGACAAUUUUCUUCUGCCCAGAGACGAGCCAUUGGAAGCUGAAAUCCAUAGAGUCUAUCCUGCGAUAGCUUUAUCAUCAUCAUUGUACCACUUGGAACUCUGCGAUAUUUCACUUGGGAACAUAAUCGAUGCAUUUGUUCCAGUGUUCGCCACAGUUCUAAUUGUGUAAAUAAGAUUCUCCAUUCUCUUUGCAUAUACAACAUGAAAGUUUUAUUUACAUUUCUUGUGAAGAUGCAUUGAUUUCAGUUUAUAUGGGUUAUUGCAUCAAUGCAAUCGAGGACAUGCUUGAGCCCGACAUCCUUCUGCCUGUGGAGGAUUAGACUCUUCUUCACGUCGGGGGCUGAUCGGUCUCGUUUCUCAAUGGUUGAAGUUUGAAAGGAUUCAAUUAUGACCAGACAACCCGACAUAGAAUACAAGAUCCAGGUAACAUAAAAGUAAUGGUUUCUGUUUAUUCCUCAUGCAUUGCAUGUAUAUGUUUUUGCCCUUAGAGUAAAAGGAAGGUUACUUGAGAAGGCGUGAUGGUGUUCUUAUGUGCAUUCUGCAGAAAUAUCAAGCUAGAGAUGUAUCGUUCGAUCUCGGCGUUAAAGCGAGUGUAGAACUUGUCUCAAAGCUGUGGGUGGAUUUCCCCUCAUAAGAUGUGAGCUUUGCUCUAUAACUAUCAUGCCUGGUUUGAACAUUUGAAUCCAAACAAGCCUCAUCUCAUUAUUAGCUUUUACUUUCUUAAUUACUCUUCCUGUGCUGAUCAUGCCUGCUUUUGAGGAAUUAGGAGUACCGCUGUUCAUAAUUGAGUUGCAAGUACAAAUCACAUUCAUUUGUUGUUCUUUUGCACAGAUGGCAUCUAUCACAAUGAUUUUUCCUCCUGUUUUUUAUUAUUUA
Cucurbita pepo subsp. pepo (vegetable marrow) is the source of this 2017-nucleotide messenger RNA. NCBI's taxonomy places the organism in Eukaryota, Viridiplantae, Streptophyta, Magnoliopsida, Cucurbitales, Cucurbitaceae. The record is from RefSeq and is a predicted model, not a curated record.